AUGAAAUUACGAUAUCAUAUUUUAUUUUUUAUACUUUUAACUGAAGACAUAUUCUGUUUUAAAAAUGAUGAUUCUAUUAAACAUACUUCAGAAAUUCCUAAUAUAAAAAAAUAUAAUUUUUACGAUACAUUCGUGGGAAAUUCCUAUGAGAAUAAUAAAAAUGAUAAUAAUUUAUCAACUAGCAUAUUAUAUUCAAUAUUCUGUUCACUUAAAAAAUUAUUUUACAAAGAAAACACGAUAGAAAAAGACAUAAAAGCUAUUAAUGAUAAUACGAAAAACACAAAAGAUGAGAUAAUUAAAGAUUCAUCAAAUAUAUCAAAAAAUACAGAUAAAUUAAAAGAAAAUAUAUUGAAAAACUCUAAUUAUUGGCUUGGUUUAUUUAAAAAAUCUAUGAAUGAAGAAUUACAUGAAAUAGAUAAACAAAGUAAUGAGCAACUAAACAAAUUGAAACAAAACCCAGAUAACAGUUUAUUUUUUUCAAAAAUAUUAAAUUUUGUUUCAAAUGAAAAAACAAAAAUAGAAGAAAACAAAAAUAUUAACACAGAAAAAAAUGAAGAAAAAAAAAGUUCAUGGUUCCUUUCAUCAAAUAGUAAAAACUUAGAACAAAAUGAAAGAGAAGAUUCUGGGUUGUUAAAAGAAAAAAAAAAUUUGUUUGGUAUUUUUCAAUAUGAUGAUCAAAAGAAAAAUACAUUUAAUAACACAACUAAUAAAAAUGAAAGUCAUUGGUGGUUCAAUAAAAAAAAUGAAGAAAGUGAACAAAAAAAGGAAAACAUAAAUAAUAAAGAAGAGAAAAGUGAUUUAAGUAAUAAUGAAGUAAGAAAAUCCAUUUUUGAUUUUUUUAGUAAUAAAAAUAAGAAUAUAGAAGAAAAAAAGGAUGUAAUAGAAGAUGAUAAAAAAGUAAACACACAGAAACGAGGAUUUAGUUUCUUUUCAAAAAAUUCAAAUGAAGAAAAAAAGGAAUCAGAUUUUCAAAUGGAUAUUGAAAAAGAACAUAGGGAAAUAUCAUUAUCAAAUAAAACAAAUGAUAAAGAAAAUAGUAAAGAAAAAAAUACAUACUGGUGGCAAAGAAAAGGAACAUCAUCAAAUGAAAAUUUAAAAAUUGAUGAAACAGGAAAAAGUAAUAUAAAUGAGCAAGAUAAAAACAUAGAAGAAAAAGUAAAAAAAAAUAAUUAUUUUAUUUUUAACUUAUGGAAUAAUGAUAAUAAAAGUAGUAAUAAUAUUGAAACAAAAAAGAAAACGGAUGAUAGUUAUGUUGAUAUUAUUUCAGAGGAAAAUGAUGAAGAAAAGAGAAAAAGAGAAAAAUCAUCUUUUAAUAAAUACAAGAUUUAUGAUGAUAAUAAUUCCAAUAUAGAUAAUGAUGAUAAUGAAUAUAAAAAAUUAAAUUCAGAUAAAAUAAAAGGAGAUGAUUCAGAGGCAAUUCAAUUAAAUUCUUUAAAGAAAUAUUAUGAUACAAAUGAAAAUAUUGAUGAUAUUAAUUAUUUAUCGUUUUUGAAUUCUGAGCAUAAAUAUGAAGAAAAUGUUGAUUGUCAUCCUUUAAUAGUUUUUAAAGUAUGUCUAAAUAAAUGCUUUAAGUCGUUGUCUAAUGAAAGUAAAGAAGUUUCUGAUAAAAGUGCUCUGUCAGUUAAUGAUUACAAAUAUCUAGAAAAAUGUAUUCUAAAAUGUAAAAAAUUAAGUUUUGAUUACGUUCAUGGUGGUUGUAUUCAAAAAGAUGGAACUGUAUUAAACAAAAAACAAAAUUACAAAGAUUACUUAGAAGAAAUAGACACAUAUAAUUUAAAAUUAGAAGAUUAUCCUUCAAAUUUCUCAGAUUUCACUAUUCAAGAAAAAUACAUAGAAAACAAAAACAGUUUUAAAAGACCAAAACAUGUUAAUAUGGAAAAUAAGUCAAAUGAUACGCAAAAAGAAAAAACUUUUAGCUUGCUUGAUAUCUCAAAAGAAGAAUUAAGUACUCAUAUUUUUGAUAAAGAUAAUAGUGAAAAAAUAAAAAAUUUUAUGAAAGAUAAAGAGCUCAAUACAAAUAAUAAUACUUCAGAAAAAUCUUUUAAUUUUUUUAAAUCAUUUAAAAAUGAAAAGGAAAAUGAAUCAAAUGAUGAAAAAUCUAAAGAGAAUAAUGAUAAUAAAUUAGAUUUAAAUAAUAAUGAUUCUAAUGAAAAUAUUCAACCAAAUGAUUAUAAUUAUUUAUCAACCAGUUUUUUUUUAAUUUUAUUAUUGGUAACAUUUUUUGUUUAUUUAUCUGCUUUUACAAAUAUAAUAAAUCAAUUUUAUGUAUCAUUUAAAGAAAAAGUAUGUUUAUUUAUUAAAAGGCAUUAUAAAACAACUUUCAAUAAUGGUUACAAUGAAUCAUCAGAAACCUUUCUACCGAAAAACCAAAAUAAUAAUUUCCAUAAUUCAUAUGAGAAUUUAUAUCAUUCCUUCCAAGAAAAACCUUAUGACAUUGCAUAA
Messenger RNA from Plasmodium gallinaceum, 2442 nucleotides. Its product is annotated as conserved Plasmodium protein, unknown function. The transcript has a single exon. Lineage: Eukaryota; Apicomplexa; Aconoidasida; Haemosporida; Plasmodiidae. Bases 1 to 2442 code for a protein of 813 amino acids. The record is from RefSeq and is a predicted model, not a curated record.